This is a messenger RNA of Perkinsus marinus ATCC 50983, 816 nucleotides long. RefSeq lists its product as hypothetical. The transcript has 2 exons. The coding region runs from base 1 to 816 and encodes 271 amino acids. The record is from RefSeq and is a predicted model, not a curated record. NCBI's taxonomy places the organism in Eukaryota, Perkinsozoa, Perkinsida, Perkinsidae.
AUGCAGAAUCUCGUAACUGAUAAUGCGACCGAUCCUCUCAAAGCAGUGGGCUUUUACUAUGUGGAGCCUAUCCGAAUUUUCGACUCCAUGACAGUAGAUUUUAAGGCCGCAUCACCUGCCAAUGUAGCUCAGAGUUGUUCUCUUAAGUACAUUGAUAGUAUCCUGGCUGAGGAAAUAUGUUCUUGCUUGUCGACCACUAUUGCAGACCUUUCUACUGCUCAUGUAUCAUCGCAGGUGAAUGAUACGACUCUUAAGGCUACUAGAUGCUUCAAACUAUAUCUUUCAACAGAUAAACCAGUGUUGGGCGACCCUAUUCUACAAUAUCUCGUAUUAGACAAGCUGAGUCCUAAGGCCGUCAUUGGUCUAGACGGUAUGAAGCGCCUAAGCACUGAGAUUGUCCUUGAUGAUAAGAUGAUGGUUCAGUUUAAGCCUCCAAAGUUGCCCGAAUUGAAUAUUUUCCAAGAUUAUCACGGAGACCUUGUGGCCGUACUCAAUGAUGGUAAAGAUAUCUGGUCGAACCAGACUUAUUCUACUGUGUGCCAGUUCCCCAACGCUGCUAUUGAUAAGCUCAAGAACUGGCAGUCGGUGAAUAGUGCUCCUGAUUAUAAGAUGAGGGUCCGAGAGCUAGAUGAUAAAGACCGUGACGUACCUCAACAACGUUAUUGCUUCGAGUUUUCGAUUCCCAUGAAUGAGAAUGGUAAGAGGACCCGCCAACAACAAUACAACUACUCUGGUGCUAUGAUUGGCAAGCUGAAGCCUGAAGAACGGGAGAGUUAUAAGAAUGAGAUUGAUGGCUAUCCAAGGGCAGGUUAUUGA